Messenger RNA from Verticillium alfalfae VaMs.102, 525 nucleotides. RefSeq lists its product with no specific name. Gene Ontology annotation, biological process: regulation of DNA-templated transcription. Bases 1 to 525 code for a protein of 174 amino acids. The transcript has 2 exons. Gene Ontology annotation, molecular function: zinc ion binding; DNA-binding transcription factor activity, RNA polymerase II-specific. The record is from RefSeq and is a predicted model, not a curated record. Lineage: Eukaryota; Fungi; Ascomycota; Sordariomycetes; Glomerellales; Plectosphaerellaceae.
AUGGCAAACACGUUCCAGCCUCGCGAAAAUACAGCUCAGGUCAAAUCUGCGGCGAAGCUCCGACGAAUACUCCCCGUACCAGCGCCUCCGCAGGUCGCUGGCCUGCUCAACCUUCAGCCGAUGCCGUCUCCGAAGCAGAUCCCGAAACCACCCAGGCAACGGACCUCAGUUAUCAGUGCGGCAUGCGAGGCCUGUCGAAAGCGCAAAGCAAAGUGCCACUAUGCUACAGAGCCCGCGGAGACGAGAGCGCAGGCAAUGAGGCGACAACACGGGGCGUUUCUCAAAGAGAGGUCGGUCUACGAGGAGCUUUACGGGGUGCUGAUGGAUCUCUCGGACCUUGACGCCGUGCACAUGCUGCAAAGGCUGAGGUCCGGCGUCAAAGUUGAGACCGUGGUUAGGCAGAUCAACGACAGCGACCUCCUGCUGAACUGUUCGGGCUCCCAGGCAUCGAAUUCGCCACCACCCACGACGACUCACCGGCGUGGGAGAGGAUACUCAGACCCGGGACCCGCAGCGCUGGGUUGA